UUGACCGAGGCCAUGUGAGUCGAUUCAGAAUCGAUAUAAUCCUGUCUCUUCAACCGUCUCAAUGUCGUUCAUUCUUCUUCUCGCACACCACCUACACUUCCUAUCACAUCACCAUGGAAGAACAGUUUGAUGUCCUCAUCAUCGGCGCGGGCAUAUCAGGCAUCAACGCUGCAUAUCGCCUGCAGUCGCAUUUCCCUCACUAUCGCUAUGCCAUUCUUGAAGCACGCGACCAGCUCGGAGGCACCUGGGAUCUCUUCAAGUAUCCUGGUAUCCGCUCCGAUUCGGAUCUUUUUACCUUUGGUUUUGCAUGGUAUCCUUGGGACCAGGACAACCCGAUCGCUGAGGGCUCGUCCAUCAUCGAGUAUCUUCACCGGGCUACCGCCAGCAAGGGUAUAGACCGGCGCAUCCGAUAUCAGCAUCGUCUGCUGGGCGCCGACUGGUCCUCUUCAGAGAAACGCUGGUCGUUGGCUGUCGAGCAUGCAGGCCGCUCCCAGUCGAUGUCGGCGCGGUUCAUCAUUUUCGGUACUGGCUACUACGAUUACCAGCAGCCUCUGCAGGCGGACAUUCCCAACUUGACUCAAUUCAAUGGCCAAAUAAUUCACCCGCAGUUCUGGCCCGAGGACCUUGACUAUAGCGAUAAGCGCGUUGUCAUCAUUGGCAGCGGCGCAACGGCCAUCACAUUGCUCCCCAAGAUGGCCGAAAAGGCGGCGCGAGUGACCAUGUUGCAACGCAGUCCAACUUACAUUCUGUCCUUACCCAAUCGUCAACGCUCACCACUGCGGUACAUCCUGCCGACUGCCUGGUUUCGCCAACUGCAGCGCAUAAUCUGGCUGUUCACCGCGCGGUUCUUUUUCCUUUUCUGCCAGGCUUGCCCAACAGUGGCGCGUGCCAUCCUCCGUGUGCAAGUCAGUCAACAGCUACCGAAGGCGGUGUCACUGGCACCACAUUUUGUGCCGCGUUAUAAUCCCUGGGACCAAAGGUUGUGUGUCUGCCCCGAUGGGGACUUCUUCAAAGCGUUGCAUCACGGUGUGGCCGACAUUCGGACCGACACCAUCAAGACCGUUACCGCAACGGGGAUUCAGCUCGACUCGGGAAACACCCUUGAUGCUGACAUUAUUGUCACUGCAACAGGACUGCGUCUGCAGGUAGCGGGCGGAGCCUCCAUCACGGUAGACGGUAUUCCACAGCACCUAUCCCAGAAGUUCCUCUGGCGUGGUAUUAUGAUGCAGGAUAUCCCCAAUGCUGCUUUCGUUCUAGGCUAUACCAACGCGUCAUGGACACUCGGCGCUGAUGCGACUGCCCGCUUCCUGUGUCGCUUCCUGCGCGAACUGGACACCCGUGGACAGGCUGCCGCUGUGCCGCGGUUGCGCCCUGACGAGGCCCAGAAUUUGCAGCAAAAGCCGCUGAUGAACCUUAAUUCGACGUAUGUGGUGCGUGCGGCGGAGAAUCUGCCCAAAACUGCAGAUCAGGGGCCGUGGGUGCCGCGGGACAAUUAUUUGCAGGACCUCUGGUUUGCCAAGUUUGGGAGUCUGGAGGGACUGGAAUUCAUCGGAGAGGCCAAGAAGGCGCAAUGAAGUGGGGCUGGCC
Messenger RNA from Aspergillus aculeatinus CBS 121060, 1587 nucleotides. Its product is annotated as flavin-containing monooxygenase. NCBI's taxonomy places the organism in Eukaryota, Fungi, Ascomycota, Eurotiomycetes, Eurotiales, Aspergillaceae. The record is from RefSeq and is a predicted model, not a curated record. The transcript has a single exon. Bases 114 to 1574 code for a protein of 486 amino acids. Gene Ontology annotation, molecular function: flavin adenine dinucleotide binding; NADP binding; N,N-dimethylaniline monooxygenase activity.